Molecule: messenger RNA, 1935 nt
Organism: Centruroides sculpturatus (bark scorpion)
Lineage: Eukaryota; Metazoa; Arthropoda; Arachnida; Scorpiones; Buthidae
Product: zinc finger BED domain-containing protein 1-like
Exons: 1
Coding region: 129-1868 (579 amino acids)
Molecular function (GO): protein dimerization activity; DNA binding
Source: RefSeq, a predicted model, not a curated record
AGCUAGGAUAUCGAUAUCAUAUCGGGUUUAUCGAUCUCGUGCUUCCCUUAUCAUUCUCGGAAGAAUUUUCCUUCUGUCGAAACAACCAUUUUGUGUACACCCAACAAAGAGAUUAGAGAGUUAGAGAAAUGAGUAGGAAGCUGGUAACGCCAAAUUCAAAGAGAAGCAGCGUCUGGAAGCAUUUCGGCUUCGAAGUAGACGACUGUGGAGUACAGAUCGACAAGAAAACGGUUUGGUGUCGAGUGUGUGAUGCACGAGUAGCAUAUUCAGGUAACACGUCUAAUCUAUCCGCUCACAUAAAUAAAUGUCAAAAAAUAUCGAAAAACUCAGGAGAAAUUAAGAAACCUCGUAUGCCUAUUUUAGCUAAAUUACCAGCUAGCAGUAAACGUGCGAAAGACAUGACAAUUGCGAUUACAAACUUUAUUGUUAAAGACUUGCAUCCUAUCGAUAUUAUAAACGGUAAAGGCUUUAGAGAAAUGUUAGAGAUGGCUGCACCCGAAUAUACUAUACCCAAUGAAAAUAUGAUUUUUGAAAAUUUAAUAUCUAUGGCCGAAGAACAAAGAAAGGCUAUUUUAGAAACGUUGAAAUUAGUAGAUCACGUAUGUUUGACUAUCGAUUGUUGGGAGUCGGUAUCGAUGAGAAGUUAUUUGGAAGUGACUUGUCAUUUUAUAGAUUCUCAAUGGAAGAUGCAAUCGAUUAAUAUCGGAGCUAAAGAAUUGGUGGAUAAAUAUACGGCAGAAAAUAUUACCAACACUCUACAACAAUUCGAAGAAGAAUGGGGAUUAGUUGGAAAAGUUGUAGCGUAUGUUGUGGAAAAAUCUUCAAAAGUAACCGAAGCUGUCAACUUAUUGCCAUCUCCAUAUAUAAACUGUUGCGGUCACAGUUUGCAACAAGCUAUUUUAAAUGUUUUAAAUGGAAUAAAACCUGUUGCCGAUUUAAUAGGUAAAGGAAAGAUGAUAAUAGAAUAUUUUAUAUUUAAUGCGGAAGCUCGAAUUAAACUGGAAUCUGCCAUCGUUGAUUUAUUGAAAAUUCAAAACGUUGCGAGACGUUGGCAUUCGAUCUUAGAUAUGUUAAAAUUUUUGAAAUUAAAUAAAAAUGUAAUAAAUCUCAUUGUCUCGGCGAAUUUCAAAACAAAAAAUUUAGUACUUAACGAUACAGACAUGAUAAAAAUUGAAUACAUCAUUUCUGUUUUGGAAAUAAUGGCGGAAGCAGUUACAUACCUUGGUGAUCAAAACUAUGUUUGUGCAUCUGUUGUUCUCCCUAUCUUGCGAAAUGUUAUGAAAUCGUUAUGUUCUCAAAGCGACGAUCCUGAUUAUAUUAAAGAUUUGAAACAAAGUUUAUCGACGGAACUUAUGUUUAAACAGUGGACGAAAAAUUCGACAUUAAUCAAAACUUCAGCGCUUGAUCCGCGAUUCAAAGCAUUAAAAUUUUUACCAAUGGAAAAAGGAGAUCACACAUGGGUGGAACUUCAAUUAGAAUUUGAUAAUUCAAAUAUUAAAUUGGAAAAUAUUGAAGAAUCGGCGAAUGAUUUUGUUGUUCAACCUCCUAAGAAAAAAAGACGUUUUCUUGAUGAUAGCGACGACGAAAAUGAUUCUUUCUUAACAGAAACAGUAAAAGAAGUUGAUCUUUAUAAAAAUGAAAGAAAAACGGACGAAGAACCUCUAGAUUGGUGGAAAAUCCAUCAACACAUUUACCCAAAUUUGGCUAAAUUGGCUAGACGUUAUUUGUGUGUGACUGCUACAAAUAUUCCAUGUGAUAGGAUAUUUAAUGCACCUGGAAAUCCAAUAGUUGAAAAGAGAGCUCGUUUGACAGAUUCCAUGAUCAAUACAAUCAUAUUUGUUAACGGAUAUCUUAUGAAAAAUAUUUAAAAUAAUUCUACAUUAUGUUUUAAUGACAAUCCUUUUAUUGGAAAUAUUUUAAUAUUCAGUAAACAAU